This is a messenger RNA of Pieris rapae (cabbage white), 2336 nucleotides long. RefSeq lists its product as uncharacterized. Gene Ontology annotation, cellular component: membrane. The transcript has 10 exons. NCBI's taxonomy places the organism in Eukaryota, Metazoa, Arthropoda, Insecta, Lepidoptera, Pieridae. The record is from RefSeq and is a predicted model, not a curated record. The coding region runs from base 226 to 1917 and encodes 563 amino acids. Gene Ontology annotation, molecular function: transmembrane transporter activity.
UUCUUAUUUGCGUUGGAUUUGUAAACAGUAGAAACUAGAAGGAUUGUGUAAACAAACAAUUUUAAAAUUGCUUUAUUGCUUCGGCUCUGAAGUCUUAACUUGUCGAGUAUCUAAACUUAUUUAGCUAUGCGUGAUCCGGUACACGUGACAUUUCUUCCUAUGGCCCAGCUAUAGCAGUUCGUUAAUUUCAAGUGCAUUAUUUUUUUGAAGAAUUAAUUGACAACCAUGAAGCUGGAGGUAGAUAAGAGUUUGCUACCAAUUAAGAUUCACUUCUUCUUCUUCUUUGCUGCUCUAGGACCAAUCCUGCCACAGAUAAAUGUCUUCGGUCGCCAAUUGGGCGUAUCCGCGGCUGUCAUGGGAAUGGUUACAGCUGUGCUGCCACUUCUGUGGGCCGCUGCUAAACCAAUGGUUGGUUAUGUAGUGGAUUAUUGGCCGAACCACAGAAAACUAAUAUUCAUGCUACUUAUUAUAAUAAUGUCUAGCUCAUAUUGCUGUCUAUGGUUCCUGUCUGUUCCUGACGAACCUGAAAAAAUCUUAGAAUCGAUAUACAACCUCAACGACACAGUAUAUAUAAAACCUCAUACAACUUUAGAUAGCUUGACACUUGAGAAGUACAACUGCCACUGGAAUUGUUCCACAGACGACAACUUUAAUGUGUAUCUAUCUAACUCCACGCAAGUAAGCACAAUGUAUAUAGACGGAACAGUGACAAAUACAUCUUGCUCGCUCUUACAUAUGCAAAUGGAGAAUGGAGGGCGCGAGAUAGCAUGCCUGCCGAAACAGGACUGCAAUUUACUCUGCUACGAAGCGACUUUAGAUGCGCUGGAAAAUUAUGAUGGCGGGAUUGACGAAAAUUAUUUGAGUUUUUACACGACUGUCACGUUUUGGGGAUUUGUACUCAUGAUGAGCGUGGGGACGGUCGCGUUUAAUGUUGCUAACUGUAUUGGGGAUGCUGUUUGCUUCGAUGUUUUAGGACCCGAUAGAGGCCCAAAGUACGGUGCCCAAAGGGCAUGGGGCACAGUGGGAUAUGGCAUAACUGCUUUAUUGGGGGGCUGGCUUAUCGAUCUCUUCUCUGGGACAUAUAAGAAUUUUACCCCGGCGUUUAUAAUAGCAAUCGUGGCCACCUUCGUAGAUUUGGCCAGCUGUAGGAUGUUAACUCUACCCUCACUUUCGAGUCCGACAGAUUCCGGUAAAGCUUUAAAAAAAAUAUUAAAGAUACCAAAAGUUAUUGUCUUCAUAAUGUUCGCGGUCGUUGCUGGAUUUUUCGACAGUUUCAUCAUUUAUUAUAUGUUUUGGUUUUUAGAAGACCUAGCAGAAGUGACAGGAACAAAAUCGAAUAUUAAACUUAUAGAGGGCACCAUUGUAGCCGGACAGAGUUUUAUUGGAGAAGUGUUGUUUUUCUUUUUUUCCGGAAAAAUAUUAAACCGUUGGGGUUAUGGCACUACUCUUACUUUCUGCCUCUUCUGCUACGGAGUGAGAAUGAUCGCUAUCUCCCUCAUACAGCACCCAUGGCACCUUGUCUUUGUUGAGAGUAUAAUGCAAGGUCCGACCUACGCAUUAUGUUAUUCAACGAUAGUUGGCUAUGCAGCUCAUGUUGCACCUGAAGGUUAUUCAGCAACUGUACAAGGGAUUGUCGCUGGAAUGGACGAUGGUGUGGGUUUCGCUCUUGGGUCCCUAGUAGGGGGUCAACUGUACAGUCGUGCGGGGGGUAGAGGGUCAUUUCGUAUAUUGGCUGGCAUUGCACUUUUCGCUGCGGCUGUCCACGCGCUUUUAUUCGCUUGGCUCACGCGAAAUGACUCAGAAGAAAAGCGACCGGAAGUGACGUCACAAGAGGAGGGCGAAAAAAUGCUAACAUUUAAUAAUAGCAUUUAUCGGGACACAGUUGUCCCAGUUGUAAAGAAUGAUAGUAUUUUGUAAAAUUUAUUACUGUGAUAUAGACAAUUCAAGAGAUUUCUUUUAUAAUAUUUUCUUGCCAUAUUUAAUUUUAUCUAGUUGUAAGGAUUAUUUGGAUUGUUUCCCAUUCUUUUGGACGCAUAUUAUAAGGAUUGACAGUCAAGCGUAAAAAGCCUCAUUUGUGUAAACUGUUGUUUUUGAUUUCUGUUCUGUGCCAAAGAUUUUAAAAAGAUAAAGAGAUUUAAAAAAUCCAAAGAGUCGCUUGUAUAACGAGUAUUAAUUUAUACGAAAACAAACAACAAUACGAUAUUUAUUAUUUAGAUUUAAGAUGGAGUCGAAAGUACGACAUUUUCAGCACCUCUAUAGAUUUUAAAAAUUCUACAUAUCAUAAAGUACAUAUUUUACUACUUUGUCUAAAAUGUAAUUUUUAUAUAAAUUUUGAA